CGGCUGCUGAGGAGCUGGAGCGAGGCCACGGUGAGGGAGCCCCGAGGAUCCGGCUGGGGAGCCAUGGGGAGAUGCAACGGGCGAUGCACGCUGGUGGGAUUCUGCUGCCUGCAGCUGGUCGCUGCUCUGGAGAGGCAGAUCUUUGAUUUCCUGGGAUACCAGUGGGCCCCCAUCCUGGCCAACUUCCUGCACAUCAUGGCCGUGAUUUUGGGGAUUUUCGGGACCAUCCAGUACAGAUCCAGAUACCUCAUGAUGGUAGGUACACCCUGGGGGUGCAGCAGUGUCAGCCCCAGGUCCCUCCUGUAUCCCUGGAAUCACAGAAGCUGUGGCUGCUCCAUCCCUGCCAGCGCCCUGGGCCAGGCUGGACAGGGCUUGGAGUGGGACAGAGGGACUUGGGAGGGAGGAUACAGCCUGCCCAAGGCCACCCCACAGCUCCUGCAGAGGACCCAGGACCGGGAUUUCAUCAUGACCUUCAACACGUCCCUGCACCGCUCAUGGUGGAUGGAGAACGGCCCUGGCUGUUUGGUGACGCCGGUGCUCAACUCCCCGCUGGCGCCCGAGGAUCACCACGUCAUCACGGUCAGCGGCUGCCUGCUGGACUACCAGUACAUCGAGGUGGUGAGCAGCGCCACGCAGAUCUUCCUGGCGCUCUUCGGCUUCGUCUACGCCUGCUACGUCAGCAAAGUGUUCCUGGAGGAGGAGGACAGCUGUGAGUGCCUUGGCUGGGGGGACAGGGGAGCAGUGUCCUUGCUGGUGCCACUCUGAGCGGGAUGGCAGCUCCCAGAGGGGUCUGGGGAGGCAAUGCCCGGGUCCCAGCAGCUGAGGAAAUCCCUUUAGUUGGGUUUUUGCCCCGUUUUCCCAUCCCUGGUGAGGCAGAGCUGCUGGGGUGUGAUGGGGCCGCUGUCACCUCGCUCCUCCCUUGGCAGUCACAGAGACUUGGGGACACUGUGUCCCCCAGGCUGUGUCCCCACUGCCAGGAUUUCACCCCAAAUCAGGGGAAAACAGCAUUUUAGGCAAGGUGAAGGCUGACUUUAUCCAGUCUGUGCUGCUCCUCCUGCUCCCACCCCAAUCCCUGCAAACCCCCCUCGGGAGCACCCCGGCCCCUGAACCAGGUGGUCGAGGCUGAGGCUGUCCAAGGGCAUUAAAAGCUCAUCUACCAUUAAUUAAUUCCCACCAGCUGGCAGAUCCCUGCAGGGCUGGGCCACAACCAUGGGGAUGUUCUCCUUCCCUGGGCUCAGCACCGGGAUCAGCACCAGGAUCAGACUGGGCUCAGACCAGGCUCAGCACUGGGAUCAGAACCAGGCUUAGACUGGGAUCAGCACCGGGCUCAGCACUGGGAUAAGACUAGGCUCAGCAUGGGGCUUAGACUGGGCUCAGCACCAGGAUCAGACCAUGAUCAGAUUGGGCUCAGCACCAGGAUCAGCCCUGGGAUCAGACCGGGCUC
Zonotrichia albicollis (white-throated sparrow) is the source of this 1444-nucleotide messenger RNA. The record is from RefSeq and is a predicted model, not a curated record. Lineage: Eukaryota; Metazoa; Chordata; Aves; Passeriformes; Passerellidae.